Molecule: messenger RNA, 4901 nt
Organism: Manis pentadactyla (Chinese pangolin)
Lineage: Eukaryota; Metazoa; Chordata; Mammalia; Pholidota; Manidae
Gene: TBC1D31
Product: TBC1 domain family member 31
Exons: 22
Coding region: 179-3379 (1066 amino acids)
Cellular component (GO): centrosome
Molecular function (GO): protein binding
Source: RefSeq, a predicted model, not a curated record
GGGAACAGCCUUCCGAUUGGUUGCAAAUAGACAGUCUGCGCGCGCAUUGGUACUGUUGGCGGGAGUUCCUACCGCCUCUGCCGGCGCCCAAAUUUCCCGGGCCGGGGCCGCGGGGCCUGCCUAGAACCGCUGGGACUGUUGUUCUCCUGGCGGGCGACGGCCGCGGGCGGACUGCGACAUGCAGAGCACAGAACUGGGCAACAAGGAGAGUGGCAAGAUAUGGCACCGCAAGCCAUCCCCGGCCACUCGGGACGGAAUUAUAGUGAACAUUAUUCACAACACUUCUGAUUACCUUCCCAAAGUUUUGCGAUUUUUGAAUAUGGCUUUUGAUAACUCAGGUGAUUGCUUAAUUGCUGGGGACCAUCAAGGAAAUAUCUAUGUGUUUGACUUACAUGGAAACAGGUUUAAUCUUGUUCAGCGAACAGCACAAGCUUGCACAGCUCUGGCCUUUAAUCUUCAUAGAAAAUCUGAAUUCCUUGUGGCAUUAGCUGAUUAUUCUAUUAAGUGUUUCGAUACAGUCACCAAGGACCUAGUUAGCUGGAUGAGAGGACAUGAAUCUUCAGUGUUUUCAAUCUCUGUACAUGCAUCGGGGAGAUAUGCCAUCACUACUUCUUCUGAUACAGCACAGCUGUGGGACUUGGAUACCUUUCAGAGGAAAAGAAAGCUGAACAUUCUCCAGUCUGUGGGUAUACAAAAGGUCUUCUUUCUACCAUUAAGUAAUACCAUCCUCAGCUGUUUUAAGGAUAAUUCCAUCUUCGCCUGGGAGUGUGAUACUCUUUUUUGCAAAUAUCAAUUGCCAGGUCCACCUGAAAGCUCUAAUAUAUUAUACAAAGUGUUUGCUGUGACCAGAGAUGGUCGAAUUCUGGCUGCUGGAGGUAAAUCAAAUCAUCUUCAUUUGUGGUGCUUGGAAGCUAAACAGCUCUUGAGAAUUAUCCAGAUGCCUACUAAAGUUCGAGCCAUUCGCCAUCUAGAAUUUCUUCCUGAUAGUUUUGAUGCUGGUUCUAAUCAGGUUCUUGGAGUACUAAGUCAAGAUGGAAUUAUGAGAUUUAUUAAUACACAGACUUAUAAGCUUCUCUUUGAAAUUGGGAGCUUUGAUGAAGGAAUUAGCUCAUCAGUGAUUAGCCCACAUGGUCGGUACAUUGCAUCUAUUAUGGAAAAUGGGAGUCUGAACAUAUAUUCGGUUCAGUCUUUAACACAGGAAAUAAACAAGCCACCUCCUCCUCUAGUGAAAGUGAUUGAAGAUUCACCUAAGAAUAAACUGAAUUCUGGUAAUCUUAAGGUGAAAGUGACGUCGGGAAGAGUACAGCGGCCAGCAAAAUCAAGGGAAAACAAAAUACAAACAAGGAUAUUAAAACAAGACCUGACUGGUCAUUUUGAAAAUAAAGAGAAUGAGUUGUCAGAUGGAUUAAGCAAAAAGCGUUUACAAAUCUUAUUAAAAGGCUAUGGUGAAUAUCCAAUGAAGUACAGAAUGUUCAUUUGGCGCUCUCUGCUACAACUGCCUGAAAAUCAUACUGCAUUUAGUAACCUAAUAGAUAAGGGUAUUCACGUGGCAUUUCUCAACCUUCAGAAAAAAUACCCCAUCAAAAGUAGGAAACUACUCAGAGUAUUACAGAGAACCCUGUCCGCUUUGGCUCACUGGUCUGCCAUCUUUAGCGACACACCGUAUCUUCCACUCUUGGCAUUUCCAUUUGUAAAGUUAUUCCAGAACAACCAACUCAUCUGCUUUGAAGUUGUUGCUACUCUUCUAAUCAAUUGGUGUCAACACUGGUUUGAAUAUUUUCCUAAUCCUCCUAUCAAUAUUCUUAGUAUGAUAGAAAAUGUUUUGGCGUUCCAUGACAAGGAACUGCUGCAGCACUUCAUAGAUCAUGAUGUAACUGCCCAGCUCUAUGCAUGGCCUCUUCUUGAAACUGUGUUCUCAGAAGUACUGACGAGAGAGGAGUGGCUAAAAUUAUUUGAUAAUGUCUUUUCCAACCAUCCUUCCUUCCUCCUGAUGACUGUGGUAGCCUACAACAUAUGUUCUAGAGCUCCUUUGCUCAACUGUAAUCUUAAAGAUGAUUUUGAGUAUUUUUUUCAUCAUCGGAAUAACCUGGAUGUAAGUGUUAUAAUUAGAGAAGUUUAUCAUCUCAUGGAUACCACGCCUCCUGAUAUUCAUCCUGACAGCAUGCUUGAUGUUUUUGUGGCCCUGACAAAAGGACAAUAUCCAGUAUUUAAUCAAUAUCCGAAGUUUAUUGUGGACUAUCAGACACAGGAACGAGAAAGAAUAAGGAAUGAUGAAUUGGAUUACCUAAGAGAGAGGCAGACAGUUGAAGAUAUGCAAGCUGAAGUAGACCAGCAGAGAGUUGAAGAUGAAGCCUGUUACCAAAAACAAGAACUGCUUCGUGAAGCUGAAGAAACAAGGAGAAAAAUGCUCUUACAAGAGGAGAAGGAAAUGAUACAACAAAGACAGAAACUAGCUGCUAUGAGGAGAGAGUUGAAAGUAAAGGAAAUGCACUUACAAGAUGCUGCAAGAAGGCGCUUCCAGAAAUUUCAGCAAGAUCAGUGUGAAAUGGAACUAAGAAGACUGAAUGAUGAAAUUGAGAGAAAGGCACAUCUGAGAGAUCGAGAAAUUGCUACCACGGCUAAAGACCUAGAAAUGAGACAUCUGGAACUCGAAUCCCAAAGACUUUAUGAGAAGAAUCUUACUAGAAAUCAAGAAGCUGUUGCAAAAGAAAUGAGAGAAGAUACAGAUGCCCAUAGACGAAAAGUGGAUCUUGAAGAACACAUGUUUCAUAAACUCAUAGACACAGAUCAAACGCUGAAUGAAAAAACUCAGAAGUUAAUUGAAGAAAAUUUGGCGGAAGCUGAACAAGCAUGUCUAAAUACUGACUCGCAGAUUCGGGCUUUACAUAAACAAAGAUGUGAUGAUCUGCAACAAAAUGAAUGUUACAAGGAUAUGGCCAAACUCCUUCAGAAAAACAGAAGAAAAGAAAUAGAAGUAUUAAAUGCAAUGAUGGGGGAGGAAGCUAAAAAGUGGGAGGAAGCUAAAGAAAAAGACUUUAUCUUGAAAUCAGAAAAGAAAGCGUCAGCUCUUUCAGAUGCAUCUAGAAAGUGGUUUCUAGAGAAAGAGAUAAGUGAUGCUUCAGAACAUACUGAAUAUCCAUAUAAUGAAGUAGUGACCAGGUACCGAAACGAACAGGCCGCCUCGAGUUGUUUGCCUGGAACUUCACAAUUACAUGAUGUUAUCAGGACGGAGUCCGCAACACAGAUUUCUUUAAAUCAAAGAAAAACACCCUGGGACACCACGGAACAGGAUCUUAUAGAGAGAGUGAGAAAUCUUCGCCAGAGACUCACCACCCAGGCUCGUAACAGAUACCAAACGCCUCAUCUUUUGGCUGCAUAGGAAGCUGGUCCCCUGAGAUAGUAAGAGAGAGAUCAAUUUUGCUAUCAGUAAUACUGAUUUUUAGAUUAUUUAUUUUAAAUCCCUAUAAAGAUCAGCCUUUUGUUAGCAAAAUAUGUAUAUAAAGAUUGUGUGUACUAUUUUGUGCUUUUUGGUUUGUAAAUGACAUACUUUUUAAAAUAAAAAAAAAUGUUUUGAAGCCAUUAAAGCUUGUAUUAAGCUCUUUCAGGUUCUAAAGACUAGCAUAAACCUCAGUAACUUUAGUUAAUGAGGUUUUAUUUUAAAGAUAAACAGAAAUAAAGAACAAGAAACUGUCUUAAGUGUACAACCAGAACUGAGAGCACUCAGCAGCAAGCUGGAGCACAAGCAGUAAGGAGGGGCCUGCGUGCAGCCCCUCUGUGCCCUGACAGUGGGGUCUGCUCUGUGCCCGUGAUCCGCAGGACCCAUGACCUCGGGGUCGCGGCCUCUGCUCCUGCAGCAGCGCCUGCCCUCUGUCUGCUGGCAGCACUGACCACCCUCCGCCUCUCAGCUCUCAGCUCCACAGCAGAGCCUCUCUCAACUUCAUCCUGGGCAAAUUACUUCUCUGAACCCAUUUCUAAAAGGACGGUGGAAGCAGCUCAUGAACUUGACGUGAGGGUUACAUCAGGAUAAUAUAAGGUCCCUGGCACAUGCUUCACGUGUAGUAAGUAUGCAGUACAUGUAGUAAUUCUUGUUUCUGGGGUCACAAAGCAUAAUCUCAGGGUAAACCAAAUACUUCCUGUAAGCACAAUGCUGUCUUUUGUCCAAUGGGCAAAGGCCAAAAAUUCUCUCUCUUCACUAUGUAAGGCACUAACUUCCCAAGAGCAUUUUCCUCAACCUAAUUUUCUGUCCAUUUUCAGGUAAUGCCCUCAUGGGUCAGGCUGGUGUGUGGCAGCAGGAAGUCACAGGAUAUAAAAUAUAUAGGGGAUGAUGAGACCGCCGGUAGACUAGAAAUUGCUUGCUCACCUAAAAGCAUUUACAUUCUAAAGAAUUCUGUCAUCCAGAAUCAACUGUAUAUUACCAGCUUUUGACCUCUACUUCAGGUCCUCUUUUACUACGUUUUAUAGUUUGAUAUUGCAAGUACGCGCGCACACACACACACACACACACACACACACACCUCUUGUAUUACAAUAUUUCAUUUUUUAAAAAGUGUGUUCAUCAACUGAAAGUGAGUUACACAUACUUUUCAACCAAACGAAGUUCUUUUUAUCACAUUCUGCCUAUUUUCUGAGCCUACAGUUCUCCCAAUAAAUCUUGAUAAAGUCACUCUCAGCAGAUGUCAUAUACUUAGCUAAAUCUCUUUGGUCACAUGUGCUUGGGUCACAUUUCAAAGGUUAUCACAUUUAAUGAAAUAACAUUUCUGAUUAUCUCUUCCUGCUUUUUAACAUCAUAUCUUCAACUUUACAUCCAAUUUAUUUUUAAUGUAAAUUCUCUGAUGAAUAAAGGUUGAGCUUGGCUAAAAUUCUUCCCAUGCUGGAUACAUUCAGAAAGUUUCUUUCCAGUA